Messenger RNA from Rhizopus microsporus ATCC 52813, 1598 nucleotides. RefSeq lists its product as uncharacterized. Gene Ontology annotation, cellular component: Sin3-type complex. Gene Ontology annotation, molecular function: histone deacetylase binding. The record is from RefSeq and is a predicted model, not a curated record. The coding region runs from base 100 to 1395 and encodes 431 amino acids. NCBI's taxonomy places the organism in Eukaryota, Fungi, Mucoromycota, Mucoromycetes, Mucorales, Rhizopodaceae. The transcript has 5 exons. Gene Ontology annotation, biological process: negative regulation of transcription by RNA polymerase II.
AGCAAUUCCAGGUGCGACGUCACUUUUUUUCUCUUUUUUUUUCUAUUAAAUUUUUAACAUUCAAGCGCGUUUCUUCGUCCUUUCUUUGUUUUUGAAUUAAUGGAAGAGUCAAGCACAAGACAAAGUUCAAAAUUAUCCCUAGGUUCUUCACCUUCAAUAUUAAGCGGCGAAGACCAGCUUGAACUUGAUGGACCCCUUACACCAAUUGAAGCAAUGGACGAUGAUGAAGAUGACUUGUCUGCACUCAAUAGCAUUCUACAGACAGGUUCACCUGGUUCUUUAUCAAAUGAAGAAGUAAUAGACGAUGAUGAAGACGGCGACGAUGAGAAAAUGUCUUCAGAAAGAGAAGACGAUUCUGCUUCUUCACUUUCCUCUGCACUCGAUGAUUUCCCACUGUCAAGGUCAGCAUCACCUGUUGCAGAAGAAGAAAAAGAACAAGUGACAAGGAAACGCAGAAAGGAAGAAACUGAAAAAGAUGAAAAGGAAGAAGAAAAUAUACUUGUGAAAAAGAUCAAAAAGGAAGAGCCGGAGAAUAGCUCCUUGAGUAGUAUCGGUGACAAUAAUGAUAUGGGUAGCAAAAAGAGAAAACGCUAUGAGCCAGAUACAAAGACAAGGAGAAGACAAGGCAGACAAAAGGAAGAGGAGAAUGGUGAGUCAAGUCAGAAAGAAGAGGAUGAAGAUCAUGUAAAAGAGCCUCGCAAAAUGAGAAAGGCGGAAGAAAAGAAUCAAGAAGAAGACGAAAAGGAAGAGGAGAAGGAUGAUGAAAAAGAAAAUGGCAAAGAAGAAGAAGAGAAAGAAAAGAGUGAAAAUGAAAUAACAGAAAAUGAUGAAGAUUAUCAACAACGACACAAAGAAGCACUUGAUGCACUUACACACAUUGAAGUUGAAUUCGCCAGAUUAAGGGAUAGAAUGUAUCAAGAAAAGAUGUCAGAACUAAACGAGGAAGCGAUUAUGAUUGCGAAUGGCACACAUCCAGAAUUAAUAUCAUUAAUGGCAGAAAUUGAAGAAAAGAAAGGAAAGAGAAUCAAUAGCGCAGAGGCAUGGCGUAGACAUCAAUAUGCAAACUUUAAGAGACAGUAUGAAGGAUUUGAGUACCAAGCGAAUAUUCAUUUUAUAUCACAAAAGAACGCGUUAAGACGUAAUCUGCUAAGCAGUAUUCAUGACAAGAAAUGGAGCAUUGAGAAUGAACGUAAAAAGUUGAAUGAUCUAUCGAUGGAUAAACCUCAGUAUGAUGGACGUGAAUUGAUCAUUCAAAAGAGAGAGCAAAGAGAUGAAACGAAUGAAUUGAUAGACAUAAAAGAAACAAUUGGAUUUCCUAUGGCACCAAACCCGACUGGACUUAAUGCUCAAGAUAUUGAUGAAGAUUUGAGAAUAAUGGGUAUUCAUCCUACAUAAAAAUUGAUACACAUAUUGGCAUUUAUACAUCAUUAUACCCCCCCCCCUUUUUUUUUUUCAAUAAUUCUUUUUAUAUAUCUCUUUAUUCGCGCUCUCUCUCUCUCUUUUACUAUCAUUGUUAUUCGAUCCCACCCCCUUUUUUUUAUGAUUGCUUGUCAACUUUUUUUUGUACCAUAUUGUCAUUAGAAAUAUUACACGUGCAA